AUGGGUGACACAAUAGACCUGCUCGGACUCGCCGGUACAUGGUUGGCCGCCAUAUUGGCGCUGGUCGCACUUGCGGGCAUCAUCCCCGCCUAUAUCCUCUACCGCGAGUCCCAAACCGGCCACUACGAAGCUCUGAGCCUCAUCGACGAUCAACUCCAUGAAUACGUCUCCAAAGGAUAUACGCUGUUGCCUGGAAAGAAAUUCUUCCGCACCGUCAAGGUACCCAAUCUCACCAUGCCACCAAGGAUUACGGCCGAAAAUCCACCGCCAUCGCAGCUGCGCAUCCAGCGAAAAUGCGAUCUGCUCGACCGUGAAGGAAGUCCGUCAUUAACUGCGUGGGUCAAUUUCGCCAAUCUUCUGCGUGCGUACAGCAUCUGCCCGCCAUUCACUGGUAAGAUUAAGGUUUCAGGCAAAGAAUCACUGCUUCCCGUCCACAGGAGCUGGAUCCUUUUGCUGGGCCUUGUGGAUCGAUAUGGCCGUCGUGAGGACUGCGGUUUAUUUGAGGGCGAGGCGUCGGAGCCAGAGUGGAGUGACCUAGGAGGAGAUGCGUUAUAUGGAUUGAGCGGCAUUCUACAGUCCAACCGUCCAAUCCGCAGUAGGGUCAAUUUUCGCAUGCACAAUAUCACCCAUAUGGCUAAAAUGCCCAGCGUUAUGCCCGCCCACGACAUGUCGCUGCGAACCCUCUUUUUCCUAUUCCUUGGCUAUAUCCCUGCUGCUGACGGAAGUCUUCUCUGCAGUGAGCUGGAGUCGAAGGAGAUGUCUAGCUCUAGAAUUACACGGUUUGUGCCACAAAGCACGGACAUGCGGAAGAAUUUUUUCUACAAGCUAAGGAUCCUUGAACCGAACGAAAUCCCACUUCGACAUAGAAGAUUGGCCGGCGAGGUGGGAAUUAGGCUGCCCAGGAUUCGCCAGGUCAGCCUACACAAGACACAUCGCGUUGACAAGAGCCCGACCAAUCCCGGCUCCUCAAGCGAGAAGUAUGGGGUGUUGGAUGGCGUCCAGUACCAACGGAUCAACCGUACCGCGUCUAAUACCAAGGUGUGGAUGGACCCAUCGGAUUCGAAAACAAUGGUUCUAUCUUUGUUACAGCUAAACAUGAAUACGUAUUCUUUCCUAUGCGACGAUCACCUCCUAGAGUUCUUCGAGAGACUGUUACCCCAAAGGAACAACAACUACCUACAACACCUUGCUGAUGAGGGCACUGAUAUCCUACAAAUUAAAAAAGAGGAGAAGAAACUCUUAAAGAACGCAAUCUCCGAGGUUUCACAAUAUGCACUAUCGUCGAUUCGAAGUCGUCGUCGGGCUUCAGCGCUGACUGCACUAGAGGGCUUGGUGAAACGCCUGGUCGAGGCAUACCAAAUCUCUACGUGGGCCAUGCAAACAAUGGCAAUUCUGUCUUUCACUGGGCGGGAUUUUAUCACCAGGCUUCUGUGUAAACCCAGCCACGUUGACCCGCAAGCAACGUUUGUAAUUGACGUGCCCGGGAAGAGUGUCCGCGUCCCAGCACUCUCAAUUUACCCUGAGACGCAGUUCGAGUUUGACUUUGCGGUGGUCUUCAAAGUGCCUAUUGGCGAAGAAGGCCCGACUGAUACCAGCUUACCGUUAUGGAAAGUAAUGUUAGCAGCUCUCUAUGGCGAUAUCAAGUGGCAAAUGUGGUCUACCGUCUUUUCCGCCUGGGACUUUUCUAGCUUCUACGCCGGUCUAGACCGAAUCGUCUAUAUUCCUGGGCAGAAUUCCCUUGAAGACCAAGACACUCUAGGUGGGCACAUGCGGGAUGUAGCCAGUGCAUGCCAGGAAAUUACUGGUCUUUUGCGCGGCCUCCGUGCUGAUCACUCUCGUCCGAAACGAAAUCGACGCUCGAGGCACCGCCGCCUUCUUUCCGACGAAGAAGAAGUAGAGCUGGAUUCCGAUUGGAGUUCGAAAGGGAGCGGCGGCAAGGAAGUCCAAGGUGCAUACUCGGAGAGAAGCAGUGCAAUAUCCAUGAGUAGCAACCUGGGGUCCAUAAGUAGCCGACAAUCGCAAGGUCCCAGCUAUGAAAGGCGCAACCCACCUUCGAGCUACGAACCUAUACGCCCAGAGGACCUUCCUCCUCGACCACAGACAGCUUCCAAUGAUUUGGCCUUGUUUGACAAGUCAACCCCUCAGACUGCGGCCAGCGAAGGCCCUCAGGUCCCGUAUCCAAAGCCUCCGCUAUCGCUGCUAUCGCCCCCAUCGGCCCUGACACAAGAAAAGCAGGAAGAGUACUUUCCGGGCCUCCAGCAAGCUCUCUCCGCUCCGUCUGAUGCCGCUGGCCUCAUGAAUCGGACUCGAGAUCACGAGAAAGUCGAUAAACACAAUGUCAUAGCUGCAAAGUGUAUCGAGCUACUUUCCGGACCAGGUACCCUUGUCCAGAAUAUUUGUCAUCUUGAGAGUCCCGGGUCUGCGAGAAUUGAUAUUAAAAGACAAGACGUGGCAGUUGCUCUCCCGCCCCAUGUUCAGUAUGCUUGCCGAUAUUGGGUAUACCACCUUGGGCAUGGUGAAUGCACUCUCACGGACGAAGACCAGGUCACUGCUUUUCUGAAAUGCCACUUGUUGCACUGGUUGGAAGGCCUCGCGCUGAUUGGAUGCAUAUUCGAAAGCAUUGCUAUGAUAAAAACUUUGCUAUCGUUGGUCGUACGAGGCCAACUCUCUGUGAUGCACUGGUUUUCAUUCCGCUAA
Penicillium mononematosum is the source of this 2697-nucleotide messenger RNA. RefSeq lists its product as uncharacterized. Lineage: Eukaryota; Fungi; Ascomycota; Eurotiomycetes; Eurotiales; Aspergillaceae. The coding region runs from base 1 to 2697 and encodes 898 amino acids. The record is from RefSeq and is a predicted model, not a curated record. The transcript has a single exon.